AAGGUGCUCGCGUAUUCCAAGCAGAUCCUGGUGGCGCUCAGGUACCUGCAUGACCAGGUGGGCAUAGUCCACUGCGACGUCAAGCCGGACAACUUGCUCUUGCGCUGGGACGAACGGUCAGUGAAGUUGUGCGACUUCGGCACUGCAAGGACGGUAGACAUGCUGCAGUCCGUAGACGAGCUGCAACCGCUCUUCUACCGCGCGCCCGAGGUGUACAUGGGCAACGCGCGCGGCCGGAAGAUCGACGUGUGGUCGGCGGCCUGCACGAUCUACGAGCUGAUAGUGGGCCGCAUCCUUUUCAAGACCUGCCUGACGCACCGCGAGGUGGUGCAGAGCAUCCAGAAGCUCCGCGGCCCCAUCCCCAAGGAGA
Prorocentrum cordatum is the source of this 370-nucleotide messenger RNA. Lineage: Eukaryota; Dinophyceae; Prorocentrales; Prorocentraceae. The record is from the annotation of a GenBank genome assembly.